Mytilus trossulus (common blue mussel) is the source of this 1620-nucleotide messenger RNA. RefSeq lists its product as uncharacterized. Bases 101 to 463 code for a protein of 120 amino acids. The transcript has 4 exons. The record is from RefSeq and is a predicted model, not a curated record. Lineage: Eukaryota; Metazoa; Mollusca; Bivalvia; Mytilida; Mytilidae.
AACUUAUGAAAAAUCCAGAGGAUUACCGAAAAAUAGUUGGAAAAUUUGACCUUUCAUUUUCAAUGAAGAAUCACGUUGUAUAAUUUCAUCAAAUUAAAAGAUGACAGAAGAACAAGUUGCAGAAGCUCGUACUAGCAAGCUUGAGGAGCUGCUCAUGCAAGAUGAGCCCGAGUUUGUAAAGAACAAAGAUGUGUGCCAGUCAAGGUGUUUUAUUAAAGGACUUGGAACAAUGUUUGUAGUUGCAACAGCUGUUGGAGUUCGUCAGAAUAUCAAAGAAUUGACAACAAGAAAAAGACUAAAAAAGUAUUACAUUUUACCUUUAAGUAUAGCUGGCUUGGCAGCAUUGGCCGUUACUCAAUAUGAGUACAAUAAAUGUAAAGAAAAAUUCUUCAAAGAUUGGUAUGAUUACCACAAGGCACGCAACUUUACAAGAUUUCCAGAAGGUUCAGACACAGCUGUAUAGCAGGACAUGCAACCAUGGUAACCGUGGCUGAUACGUGUCUUGUUACCUGACGGAUGAAAGGAGGAAUAUAUGAGUGUGAUACAUAUAAACUAUUAUGUGGCAAUCUUCAACAUGGAUAAAAACAUUCUUCUUCUCAUUGUUGAAGGAUCUUCUGUCCAGCUGAAAUUUGUAUACCACAAUCAUGUUAUUUGAAUUAUUUGAACUUUUGUUUUCUUUUUGACUAUAGUUGUCAUAAAAUGGCAGUAACCUAUGGUUUUGGAUACAUGUUAUAAUGUCAUAAAUGAGUGGGCAAAAUCAUAGUAGUUCUUUAUACAGGAUUUUUUUUAUUUCAUCUCUGACAAUAAACUAAUCUAAAGAGUAAACUAGUACAUGCAUACAGUGUAUUGUUUAAUUCUAAUCCAAUUUUACAGCACCAAACAGUAUUUAGAAUUUGAAUUCAAUUUUAAGAGAUGUUCAAUAUUUUUAAGAAGUUGUUAGCUAUUUAUAAUUGGGUUUUUCAUAAGGAAAAAUAAUUUAAAAAACAAAAUGGCCCAGUUUUCAUGUUUGAAAUCAAUAUCUAUUCAAUCAUUGGUAAUUUAUCAAAGAAAUCAGAAUUUUGUGUAUAAUUCACUACAUGUAGAAUACCAUCUGGUUUUUAGAUAGAAAUUUCAUUGUAAUAAAAGUACAGAUGAAAUUUUAAAUCAUAGUUUGAAUUUGUUAGAACGUUUUCUUUAUUUGUAUUUUUUUUAAAUCGUUUAAUUUUCUAAUGAAAAGUGUUAUAGUCAUAGAAGUCUAAGAUUUUUCUGGCCUUUCAAAAUAUGAAUUUAAUUGUCCAAAUGAAAGAAUAUUUUAUAUUCAUUCGUUACUGAAACGUCAAAAUAAAACCAACAUCAAUUUACCAUGGAUAAAAGUUCUUUAAUAGUAUUAUUGACCAAAGUUUCUUCAUUCUGUUGAGUGUCGUUUAAGUCUCUUCUUCAUUUAUUCCAAGGUUAUGAAAAUGACCUUCUGAUUAUUAAUUUCCAUCAUUUUUUGUCAUACUGUGUUUUUUAAGCUGUGAAGUAUGUCUAUAUAACAUCAUGUAGAUAAUUACCAUGGUUACAUCAGAAUGAAUAAUAUUUGUAUUAUUGUGAUAUAUGUAAAAUAAAGAUCUUAAUUUAAAUAUUAAGUUCCUGUUUAAA